AUUAUAGAUUAUUUAUUAUCAUUAAUUGGAAGUUUAUUAUUAGUAGUUUGUGUAAUAGUAGGAGUAGCUUUUUUGACUUUAUUAAAACGUAAGGUUUUAGGAUAUAUUCAAAUUCGUAAGGGGCCUAAUAAAGUAGGUUUUAUAGGGUUAUUGCAACCUUUUAGUGAUGCUGUGAAUUUAUUUACUAAGGAACAAACUUAUCCUUUAUUAUCAAAUUAUAUUUUUUAUUAUUUUUCUCCUAUUUUUUCUUUAUUUUUAUCAUUAUUAAUUUGAAUGAGAAUACCUUAUUUAAUUAAAUUAUAUUCUUUUAAUUUAGGGGUUUUAUUUUUUUUAUGUAUUACAAGUUUAGGAGUUUAUACUGUAAUAGUUGCUGGAUGAUCUUCAAAUUCAAAUUAUGCCUUAUUAGGGGGUUUACGAGCAGUAGCUCAAACUAUUUCUUAUGAAGUAAGUUUAGCAUUUAUUUUAUUAAGAUUUAUUUUUUUAAUCGGGAAUUAUAAUUUUUUAAAUUUUUAUUUAUAUCAAAAAUUUAUAUGAUUUAUUAUUUUUUGUUUUCCUUUAAGAUUAGUUUGAUUUGCUUCAUGUUUAGCUGAGACUAAUCGAACUCCUUUUGAUUUUGCUGAAGGAGAAUCUGAAUUAGUUUCUGGAUUUAAUGUAGAAUAUAGAAGAGGAGGAUUUGCUUUAAUUUUUUUAGCAGAAUAUUCAAGAAUUUUAUUUAUAAGAAUAUUAUUUAGAGUAAUUUUUUUAGGUAGAGAUAUUUAUAGAAUUAUAUUUUUUUUAAAAUUAACUACAAUUUCUUUUUUAUUUAUUUGAGUACGGGGGACUUUGCCUCGGUUUCGUUAUGAUAAAUUAAUAUAUUUAGCUUGAAAGAGAUUUUUACCUAUAUCUUUAAAUUAUUUAUUUUUUUUUAUUGGUUUAAAAAUUUUUAUCUUGUCUCUAUUAUUUUAA
Aedes albopictus (Asian tiger mosquito) is the source of this 945-nucleotide messenger RNA. The record is from the annotation of a RefSeq genome assembly. NCBI's taxonomy places the organism in Eukaryota, Metazoa, Arthropoda, Insecta, Diptera, Culicidae.